Molecule: messenger RNA, 1743 nt
Organism: Trichoderma virens Gv29-8
Lineage: Eukaryota; Fungi; Ascomycota; Sordariomycetes; Hypocreales; Hypocreaceae
Exons: 5
Coding region: 1-1743 (580 amino acids)
Molecular function (GO): FAD binding
Source: RefSeq, a predicted model, not a curated record
AUGGCCGAGCAGGUGGACGUGCUUAUAUGUGGCAGCGGGUCUGCCGGACUUUGCGCCGCAGUCUGGCUAGCUCGAUCUGGCAUCAAUUAUAAGGUUCUAGAGCGCCGACCCGGCCCGCUCGAAAAUGGCCAAGCAGAUGGCGUUCAGUGUCGGACCGUGGAAAUUUUUGAAAGCUUUGGUAUAGCAGAAGACCUCCUCAAAGAGGCAUAUCAUGUUCUCGAGGUUGCUUUCUGGGCGGCAGAAGACAAUGGCAUCAAGCGCACACACUACACCGCGGACACAGAGCCGGGCUUAAGCCACCAGCCUCAUGUUAUUCUCAACCAGGCAAGAGUAAAUAACAUGCUGAUCCAAGAAAUGCAGCGUGUAUCCAAAAGCACAGUAAUCGAGUAUGGUUGUGAGGUCCAGACUGUGGAAGUGGACGAUAUUGCGAGCGAUGACUCAGCUGCGUACUGCAUCACCACCACAGCUAGUUCAAACGGGCAACAAAAAGUCUUUCGAUCCAAAUAUUUGCUGGCAUGUGACGGGGCUCACAGCGCUGUUCGGAAAUCCCUAGGGUUUACUAUGGUCGGCGAUUCAACGAAUGCGGUCUGGGGUGUUAUGGAUAUUCACGCGAAAACUGACUUUCCUGACAUCCGCAAGAAGGCCAUUAUCCAAUCGCAUGCUGGGAACCUUAUGAUUAUCCCUCGUGAAGGUGACUCCAUGGUUCGUUUCUACAUCGAGCUAGGCAGUGCAACUGUCAAGGAUGUCACAUUGGCCGAUCUCCAGGAACGGGCGAGCCGCAUCUUCCACCCCUAUUCUAUCGAGUUCAUGGAGACUGUCUGGUGGUCUGCGUACUCUAUAGGACAGCGCCUCGCUGAUAACUUCGAGAAGGCAGGACGUGUCUUCUUGACGGGCGACGCUUGCCACACGCACUCUCCAAAGGCUGGACAGGGGAUGAACGUAAGCCUACAAGAUGGCUUCAAUAUUGGUUGGAAGUUGGCAGCUGUCCUACGAGGUCAAUCCUUGGCCAAGACUCUCGAGACAUAUGUCUCGGAGCGCCAGAAGACGGCCGCACAGCUCAUCGAUUUUGAUCGUUUCUUCACAAAACUGUUCUCAUCUUCCUAUCGACGGGAGAAUGGAAUCACUUCACAGGACUUCAAGGACCACUUUGUCAAAGCAGGUAGGUACACAGCCGGCCAGGGCGUGCAAUACGAAGAAUCUGUCUUUAUAUCCCCCAACUCGACAGACAAGAUCCUAGCUCGCAACGUUGUGGUUGGGAUGCGCUUCCCCAGCGCCCGGGUUGUACGCUUCUGCGACGCUCGCCCCAUGCAGCUAAUGACAGCGCUUCCUGCUGAUUCCCGUUGGCAUGUUAUCGUAUUUGCAGGAGAUAUCUUACAACAGAUUACAGCCGCUCGGCUUGCCAAGGUCGCAGCAGAACUGCAGAGCAUUAUCCAUAUGUUUACACCACGUGGCCAGGAUGCCAAUACUGUUAUCCAAGGUGUACUCGUGCUUGCGUCAAAGCGCAUUGAGAUAGAGCAAAAAAUGAUCCCCGAUGUCUUCACACCAGAGACAGGAAAGUGGAAGAUCAAACAUCUCCAAAAGGUGUUUGUGGACGAUGUUAGUUACAAUGCAGGGCAUGGACAAGCAUACCAAGCCUACGGCAUUCAUCCUGAAGGAUGCUUGAUUGUUGUUCGCCCAGACCAAUAUUGCUAUACCAUUCUUAAUUAUUUGAUCGUGGGAUUUGACCAGCUGGGUGAUGAUUGA